Messenger RNA from Trypanosoma cruzi, 1422 nucleotides. RefSeq lists its product as uncharacterized. NCBI's taxonomy places the organism in Eukaryota, Euglenozoa, Kinetoplastea, Trypanosomatida, Trypanosomatidae. The coding region runs from base 1 to 1422 and encodes 473 amino acids. The record is from RefSeq and is a predicted model, not a curated record. The transcript has a single exon.
AUGCAUUCUACUUCUGCUGUGUUCCUUUUAUUUUCAUUUUCUCAUUUUUGCGUGCAGGGGGUAUUUGGGUGGGUGGGGGAGGCAUCUGUUAAGAUGGGCGAGGCGUUUGAGCUUCUGCGCUUUGCGGCUCUCUCUUCUGCAGUUCAUGCCGACGCUGUUGAGUGCCUUGUGGAUGACACUCGCUCUGUCUUGUCGCGGAUUGCCAUGGAUACGGAGCGGCUGGAAGCCCUCGAAGAGCAGCUUGCCGGACUGCUGGAGGAGCAGCGGCGCAUUCAUGCCGUCCGUGACGUGUUGAGUCGGUCGAGAAGCACGCGGAGUACGACGGAACCCACAAAAAGCGGAAAAAAACCCACAGAAAUAAGAUCAAAGUUGGAUACGCGAAGUCCGGGGGCGUCUCCCCCUGGAGCUUCCCGGUUAGGCACCGAGAAUGUUUUGCGAUUUGCCUCCAGGGCCGUGCCUGAGGAAGAAGUUCCCACAAUGUCACGGGCGCCGCGGCGCGAGCAUGUGGCGACGAUGGAAAUGUUGAUAGACGACUUGCGGGAGGAAAAAGCGACGGAGGGGGAGAAAUGCAUCGAUGAGACGGUGGAGCGCGUGAAGUCAGAGAUACGGUCACUGGAGAGUAUGUCCGUCAAGACAAAGCUGCGUGAGUUGGAAGCAUUCAAACGCCGGAUAAAAGAUUUGGAUGCGAACGCCGUCAUUGAACGGUAUGUGGAGCCCUUCCGGUUUGGUGACGAGGUGGAGAGGCUUUGGGAUGCCCCGGAUGCCAUUUUGAACAAUACAAACAUGGACCUGUUCAUUUCCCGGGCAUGCCAACGCUUCUCGGGUCGUUACGAAGACGCUCUGGGUGCCAUUAGCGACUUUUCAGCAUAUGAAGAUGGUGAUGCGGCGCAGGUAUUUGGUUCUUUAAUGUACCUUGAAGCACUAACCUCUUCGUCCAAUUACGACGCGGCUGCCGUGAGGACGCUGCAGGGCUUAAGUAAAGACUCGCUCCUGGAAUACUACAGGGAGAAGAGGCGUGCCGCUACAGUUAGUACCACCGUGAGACGUAGUCGUGUGGAGACGGUUCUGGGACCGGAGGAGUUUGGAUUUUUACCGGAAGAUUGGUGGAGUUCGCGGGCUCUUUUUAUUCCUGCAGGCAUUCAGUUGCCAUCGGCGCGGCACAUUCUGACGGCGCGAUUCUCCUUCGCCGAUGCCCAUGAGCUCAACACUCUUCAGUCCGUACGGGUUGAUUUUCAACGGAGCGUGUUGGAUGCCUUUAUUCGCAUGCCGAAGGCGUUAGCAGAACUUCGGGAGCAGAUAGAGUUUCAAUCAAGGCACGACGAAGAAAGAGAUGUUAGCGCCUCUUUGCUCCGUCUUUUGGUAGAAAAUGAGAAGGGUGGUGGUGGUGGUGACAUUUGGACAACGAUAGCGCGCUGCAGCUGA